Molecule: messenger RNA, 1391 nt
Organism: Heteronotia binoei (common prickly gecko)
Lineage: Eukaryota; Metazoa; Chordata; Lepidosauria; Squamata; Gekkonidae
Gene: IRF4
Product: interferon regulatory factor 4
Exons: 8
Coding region: 16-1332 (438 amino acids)
Biological process (GO): immune system process; regulation of transcription by RNA polymerase II
Cellular component (GO): nucleus
Molecular function (GO): protein binding; RNA polymerase II cis-regulatory region sequence-specific DNA binding; DNA-binding transcription factor activity, RNA polymerase II-specific
Source: RefSeq, a predicted model, not a curated record
GCGGCCGACGGCGGGAUGAACUCGAUGAGCUGCGGCAACGGGAAACUCCGCCAGUGGCUGAUCGAGCAGAUCGACAGCAACAAGUACCCGGGCCUGGUGUGGGAGAACGAGGAGAAGAGCAUCUUCCGCAUCCCUUGGAAGCACGCAGGCAAACAGGACUACAACCGCGAGGAGGACGCGGCUCUCUUCAAGGCUUGGGCUCUGUUUAAAGGAAAGUUCAGAGAGGGCAUUGAUAAGCCAGAUCCUCCCACUUGGAAGACAAGACUGCGCUGCGCUUUGAACAAGAGCAAUGACUUUGAAGAACUGGUCGAAAGAAGCCAGCUGGAUAUAUCUGAUCCAUAUAAAGUGUACAGAAUAGUCCCGGAAGGAGCAAAAAAAGGAAUAAACAAGCACAGUCUGGAGGAUCCACAGAUGAUCAUGAGUAAUCCCUACCCUGUGAAUUCAACCUCGUACCCUGCACUACAGUCUCCGGUGCCAAGCUACAGGGUCCCCCCCGACCUUAGCUGGAGGGAGUAUGUCCCUGACCCAUCACACCCUGAGAUUUCCUACCAGUGUACAAGUGCUUCUUUCGCGCCUCGCAGUCACCACUGGCAAGGCCCUGCAUGUCAGAACGGUUGUCAGGUAACUGGAACCUUUUAUGCCUGUCCACCACCUGAAUCUCAGACUCCCGGGAUCCCAAUAGAGCCAGGCAUAAGGGCUGGCGAGGCUGUUGCAUUCUCUGACUGUCGGCUGCAUAUUGGUCUCUACUACAACGGAACUCUCGUUAAAGAAGUCACAACUUCAAGCCCUGAGGGCUGCAGGAUAUCUCAUGGCCAAAGUUACGAGGUCAGCGGUCUUGAACAAAUUGCGUUCCCUUAUCCAGAAGACCUCGGCCAAAGGAAAACAACUGAAAAAUUGCUCAGCCAUUUGGAAAGGGGAGUAGUACUCUGGUUGACACCCGACGGGCUCUACGCCAAGAGACUUUGUCAAAGCAGGAUAUACUGGGAUGGACCUCUGGCGUUCUGCAGUGAUAGGCCUAACAAACUGGAAAGAGAGCAGAGCUGCAAACUUUUCGAUACUCAGCAGUUUCUAUCAGAACUGCAAGUAUUUGCUCACCAUGGACGCCCAUUGCCGAGAUUCCAAAUUGUAUUGUGUUUUGGAGAGGAAUUUCCAGAUCCACAAGGGCAGAGAAAACAAAUCACAGCUCGUGUUGAGCCGGUAUUUGCAAGACAGCUGUACUAUUUCGCACAGCAAAACACUGGACAUUUUCUGAGAGGCUACGAUAUGCCAGAGCAAAUCACCAGUUCAGAGGAUUACCACCGAUCUCUCCACCACUCCUCUGUUCAAGAAUAAAUGUAGAGAAAAGUGGUGCCUUUUGAAGGGGUAGAAGAACUGUGGGCUCAGAACUGAAA